Penicillium robsamsonii is the source of this 1344-nucleotide messenger RNA. Its product is annotated as Zn(II)2Cys6 transcription factor domain-containing protein. The transcript is spliced from 3 exons. The record is from RefSeq and is a predicted model, not a curated record. Gene Ontology annotation, molecular function: DNA-binding transcription factor activity, RNA polymerase II-specific; zinc ion binding; RNA polymerase II cis-regulatory region sequence-specific DNA binding. Lineage: Eukaryota; Fungi; Ascomycota; Eurotiomycetes; Eurotiales; Aspergillaceae. Gene Ontology annotation, biological process: regulation of transcription by RNA polymerase II; DNA-templated transcription. The coding region runs from base 1 to 1344 and encodes 447 amino acids. Gene Ontology annotation, cellular component: chromatin.
AUGAUGACUAACCUGCAGGGCCGUCACCGCCCCACUCUGACCCGGUGGGAUAUCCGGUGGGAUGUUCAAAAGGCAACCUCACAUCAGCCUAAUAUGCCGUUUCAAUGUCAGGUUCCCGGCUGUACCUCGAGUUACCGUCGUAAAGAGCAUCUCCGACGCCACGAAGCACAACAUCGUGGAAGUCACCUUCGCACUUGUUCAAUCUGUGAACGUGUUUUUUCUCGCAGUGAUAGUCUCCGACGUCAUAUUCGUCGCGACCAUGAAGACCCGCGACAAUCUCUUGCUCGCGCCACACAGGCCUGCAUGAGAUGUCGUACAACAAAAGCACGGUGCCAGGGGGGCUCACCAUGUACAGAGUGUUCUUCAAAGGGACACUUGUGUAUCUUUGAUGGGGUCCUCCCCGGUAUCGAGCCCGCUCAACCAGAUCCCCAAGAAGAACCCUGGGAGUCCGGUGGUGAUGAUGAUGAUGCGAUCAAUACCUCCCUGGAGAAUACGGCCCGAGUUGACCAUUACAUACAUCUUUACUUUACGCAUUUUCAUCAGCACUGGCCGUUUUUACAUCAACAGACCUUCAGUAUUCCCGACGAGCCCCAAUUGCUGCUUCAGGCAGUGGUAAUGAUCGGCCUCUGGGUUAGUGGGAGUGCGGCGGCGCGGCAAGAUGCCCGAAACUUACAUUCAAAGCUAGGACUGGCGAUUUCGGCACAACGGGCACUCAUUCGAUCUGAAAUCUUUUUCCAAUUCAUUGUUGAUUCGCAGGACAAAUGGGAACAAUCGCCGGUUGAAGGGGAGGACGACAACGAAGGUCCAGGCAGCCCAAAUUCACGAUGGCCAAUUGGAACCUACCAAGGCAUCCUUCUCUACAUCAUAUUCUCAUUACUGGCGUCGAGUUCGAUUGGUCUCGAACUCAACCUUAGUCUGGCCUUACAUGUGUCCGAUCGUCAAAUCCUUUCCGCUCUGAUCGCAACCUGUCUGCGAAACAACAUCUUCUACUAUCCUAAUAUGGUUACAAGGUACCGAAACGUGGAAUCCGUUACCUGCAUGUGGGUAGGAGUCGAAGAGAUCAAAAGGUUAGGUUUGGCCUUGUAUAAGGUUUCCCGGCUUUGUGGAAGGGGGAGUUGCUUGGGAGAGUCUGAUGAGACUGAUAGUCGACCCUUUCGCCUCUCCGAUCUACAGUUCCCCCUGCCGGAUAGGAGGCAUUUCUGGGAAGCUGCCUCGAAUGCAGAAUUGUCCCGACGACUUUUGGUAUAUUCUAAAAGAAAAGAUAAAUCGGAUGAGCCUAGGGAUACCAAUUGGAUCUCACAAAGUGGGGUUUUGUUGGAAACCGACGAAAAUUGGUGGAGUUGA